AUGCUCAAUUCAGUUCUAAAUGGUGUUUUCACAAGUUUUACCAAUUUGAUUACAAAUUAAACAUAUAAUUUUCACAAUAAAAUUGUGCUUAUUCCAUCAAGUUUAAGAGGAUCUCUAAGUAGAGAUUUAAAUAAUUUCAUCAGUUCACAUGUGACGGAUACGCCGACUACUUAGCGCAACUAUAAAAAAUAUAAUAUAUUUGCAUUAUACCUGCAAUAGUGCGUCUUCAGAAAAUAGAAAAUAUCGAAAUGGGUCGCCGUUGUUGUGUAACUGGUUGCAAUUCGACGUCACGUUUACCGGAGCAUCAUGGUGUCACUUACCAUUCGUUCCCUUUGGAUGCAAACAUACGCGCCAUUUGGAUGCGUAAUACCCGCCUCAGCUCAGAACGACCAAUCACUAAAAGCGUGCUUGUGUGUUCGAGGCAUUUUCGUCGUAUCGAUUUCCAACCACAACGUAGUGGAAAGUAUCUACUUAAGCAGCGUGUUUUUCCUACUGUAUUUCCAUGGGGCAAAGUUGAUCCAACACAAGUGGAGUCUGAUUUAGAGGAUUUAAAGAAUAAUAGCAUGAACACAUCGAGUGCUACAAAUCAAUCAACAGAGGACGCUACAAAAGCCACAGUAGAAGCCAAGGUUGCACAAAUAAUGGCUGAAACUGCAGAACGUAGUGCAGCUAAAGCGAAUGCAGAUAACGAAACUGCUUCGCCCAUAACAACACCAGCAUCUGCAUCUCCAGCUGCUAUUAAAUUUGAACCUGUUACGUCAUUCAACCCUGGUGCAAGAUUAGAAGCACAAGAUUUUGAUGGUGUCUGGCAUGCAGCACGUGUGGUUGAAGUUGACAAUGAUGAUAGAGAAGUACUAAUAAAAUUUGAACGUUCGGGAAAAGUAAAAUCGGCAGUUGUUGGCACAGAAGAGUGGAUUCCAAUGAAUUCAACACGUUUGCGUCAGAAGGUCUCAACAAAACCUGUACCAGUUUUUGAGUUAGAAGAAAAGUGCAUGGCUCGUUGGUCGGGACCCCGAAAAUUUCCUGGCACUAUCAAAAAGAUACUCGGAAAUGAUAUAUAUGAAGUACUAUUCGAUGAUGGCUAUGUAAAGAAUGUACGCGCUGUUCAUAUAAAUAAAAUACAACCAUUGGAUACCGAGUUACAAGCACCAAUAUCAUCACCCACUGUACCCAGUACACCACAGAACACUUCAACAAAUAUGCCAGAAACAUCACCGUUAAAAACUCCAAAAAAUGAUUCGCCAUUACCAGUAGCGCCAAGUUCAACAAGUGCAAAGAAAAGAUCUUCUUCUGGUUCUCGUAAGGACUGGCCCUUACUCGAUCUCGCCAAACUGGAUUUAUGUGCACUAAAUUUACCGGAUAUCCCACGUGAUGGGGAAUGGACGUGCCAUUGGGUUAACGAUCAACCAAUUGGAAAAGAAGGGUUCCUUAUUGUCGGCGAGCACCGAAAACCCACAGUAAUCGUUGAAGACUGGCGUUUGCCACCUGGCUGGGUGAAACAUAUGUAUCAGCGUUCUAAUGUAUUAGGCAAAUGGGAUGUUAUAUUAGUUACGCCGGGUGGAAAACGUUUUCGUUCAAAAGCGGAUUUGAAAGUUUUUCUUGAGGAGCAAGGUCAGAUGUACAACCCAGACAUAUAUGAUUUUAGUAUUCAUCGACGGCGUGCAAAGGAUAUCAACGCCUAUGUGUACACGUCCGAUUACACACCACAACCGCCGCCAAAACCAAAACCACUUGAUAACACCAUAGCAGCCAUGGAUGCAGCAAGCGUGAAAGCAGCUACCACAGCACUUGCUAUCAGUACUACACAAUAUAUUGAAACUCCCGUGGCCACAGCCGAACCACCUGCAGAACUGAUGACACCAACUUUAACAACAAAUUCCCCUUCGAAAGACCAUACAAUGGAUGUUGUUGGAAAUGCAGAUAAUGCAGACGCUGCAUCGGGACGUUCGGUGGAUGCUAAUUUGGCAGCAGAAGAUGGUUACGCUUACAUAGGUGGAUUGAAAGUGCAAAUAAUCAAUAACCUUUUCCGUUGUCCGCAAGAAGGCUGUUUGAAGAACUUCCGUAAGGAGGACCAUUUGCAAAUUCACAUUAAACACUACCACCCCGAUUUGAAUAAGCUACUUGGUUCCUGUCCAAAAAUGCUCGAUCUGGCAGAAAAACGUACACACACUAAACCCGACCAACAUGAACCUGCUCCGCGCAAUCAAAUUCCAAAUCAGCAAUUCUUUGCUAAACUACAUCAGCAAGAUAUGCUACAAACACGUGCUCAUAGACGUAGUGCUGGUGCACAUCCAACAACAACAACAACUGGUAGUGCCUCUCAGGCUACUGUGCCUGUGACGGAUUUAAAAUCGGAAACGGACAACAAGAUGGACACAGACGCCGAUGCUGAGACUUCACAAAUAUCUGUCGGUCUCAAUGAGACCGUCCUUAAUAGCUCAGCACAAGAUAACAGUAUCGUGGUGGAGAUGCCAGUUGCUGCUACGCCAAUGGUCGAUGACAGCUUGUCGGACAUAUCGGGCAUACCAGCUAAACGCUCGCGCAUGUCACCAAGUAAGCGCACAAUGGGCUCUCGUAAAAGCAACCGCCAGCGCACCACAAAGCGUUAUCUAACAGCUGCACAAGCCACGGCAGGCACAUCUUUGUUACCCGUUGUGACUGGCGAUAAUAGUUUCGGUGUGUCCGAUUUUGAGGAGACGCGGCACUCAUUCAACGCAACGCCAGAUGUCAAAGUUGUAGAGGUGGGAAAGAAACGCAAAUCUUCUGGAGCGCCAGUCACAUCUAUGAGCAGUCUGGAUUCACCGGUAACUGCCGAUUCGGGUUCGUCAUCGUUUCCACCUCUAUUGGCACAUGGCUCCAAUGAAGCAGAUGCCAUGGGUGCUGCCACAAGCGUAAAUCCACAAUAUAUAAAGGAAAAUGGCGAAUUAAUAAAGAUUGUCAGCAUGCGACAAGAGGAAAUAAUAAAUUGCUUAUGCUCAUAUGGCGAGGAAGACGGUUUGAUGAUACAAUGCGAACUGUGCUUAUGCUGGCAACACGGCAUUUGCAAUGGGAUCGAUAAGGAGGUGGAUGUGCCCGAGAAAUAUGUAUGCUACAUUUGUCGAAAUCCGCAACGCGGUCGCGAAUCAAUGCGUUUCAAACACGAUCAAGAUUGGUUGUAUGACGGAAAAUUACCUGUAGCCAAUUACCACAUUGGCAAUCCAAAUUUGCCAAAACGUUUCGAGUUUCUAAAGAAAUCGCAUGUUCUUACCGGAAAUUUAGUUGAGCUAAAUCGAUUUAUGCAUUCGUUGCGCGUGAAAAUGAACAUUGCUAACAAUCGCUGUCAUCCCAAAUUGUAUUUAUGGGCUAAGAAGUGGGAGGAAGACAUAGCGCAGCAAAGUAUCAAAACGGAUAUAAAAUCCGAUCAAGAUAUUAAAAUCGAAGACGCUGAAAUCGGCAGCAAAGUAUUGGGUACGAAGCUAUCGCCCAAUAAGAGAAUUAAAUCUGAACCCACUACACCAUCCCAUCCCAUUCCCAACAUACCACAACCGGAAGCGCCUAUCGAUCCCGUAGAGUGCCAACAUCGCUUAAUGGAUCACAUUAAAAUACAACAGAAUUUAGUGCUGAAACGUUUAGACGAUAUUGAAAAUGAAAUAGAUGAACUUGAAAAUCAAGAUGAACUCAUAGACUUGAAGGACGGCGACUAUAAGAGUACGAAGGAUGUGCUGGCCUCUUUCAUUAAAGAAUUGGAUGUCAUGAAGCAAUUGGCUAAACUAAAUGCUUUGGAGAACACAAAACAAACUAUGAAAAAUGCCGUAACUGCAAAGUAACUUUGUGUGGGACAAAGCGAAUUCGAAUUGCAGAUUUAAUUCAGUUUGCUGCUGUUUAAUUUAAUUAAACUUUUUUUUAUAAUAUAUGUAUAAUAUACAUUUGUAUUUCCUUUAAUUUGUGUUUUUAGUCAUUUAGAAUUUGAACUUGUUGCAGUGAAUAUUAAAUGAAAUAAAUAUUAAUGGAAUUUGGACCCAUA
This is a messenger RNA of Zeugodacus cucurbitae (melon fly), 4003 nucleotides long. RefSeq lists its product as uncharacterized. The transcript is spliced from 5 exons. The coding region runs from base 249 to 3806 and encodes 1185 amino acids. The record is from RefSeq and is a predicted model, not a curated record. Gene Ontology annotation, molecular function: DNA binding. Lineage: Eukaryota; Metazoa; Arthropoda; Insecta; Diptera; Tephritidae. Gene Ontology annotation, cellular component: NSL complex. Gene Ontology annotation, biological process: regulation of transcription by RNA polymerase II.